GGCCCGGUCGUGCGAUGCCAGCGCGGAUUCGAUGUCGGCGAAGAGCCGGCCGGCCGUCGCGUCGACGGCGCUGGACGCCGGCGCGCCCUUGGGCGGGGCGCCGGCGUAGGCGUCGACGGCGUCGAGGACGCGGUCGAGGCGUUUCGCCCACUUCGCGCCGUCGGCGGGGUCCAGCGCGUUGCAGGCCUUCGUGACCGCGGCGGCCGCCUGCAGCACUUCGUCGCUCGCCGCUUUCACCGCUGCACUCAUGGCUGCGUCGUCAUUGGUUGCCAUCGCUUGUCCGCACUGGCCACCGCUUCGGCGCGAUUUUUCCGCUGCGGCUCGCCUGCUUGUGCUUUGCUUGUGCAGAGGGCACCCACUUGUGCAGCCCGCAGGGAUCGCGACGCUGCGAGAUCUUCGCCGGGUCAAAGAGAGGAGUGAAAGACUAUGCCGAGACUACAGUUUUGAGCUACAGCGAGGCAGUAUUCGCAUCUCUUUGCCUUGGGUUGCUUGCUGGCUAGUGU
This is a messenger RNA of Pelagomonas calceolata, 503 nucleotides long. Lineage: Eukaryota; Pelagophyceae; Pelagomonadales; Pelagomonadaceae. The record is from the annotation of a GenBank genome assembly.